AUGGCGAAUUCUCAACUGAUUCCUCCAAUGGAUUCUUCGAAUCCUCUGUUUCUUCAUCCCUCUGAUCAUCCAGGGAUGAUUCUUGUCUCCAAACAAUUCGAUGGCACUGGAUUUGGAUCUUGGAAAAGAGCGAUGUCUAUUGCACUAUCUGCGAAGAACAAAUUCGGAUUUGUUGAUGGAUCUGUCACAAUUUCUACAAACCCUAGCCUGUGGAGUCGAUGUAACGACAUGUUGCAGAAAAGUAUUUGUGAAAUUUCACAAGGUAGUAGUGACAUUGCUACCUAUUUCACAAAAAUCAAAAGUAUUAGGGAUGAACUUAGUUCAUUAUCGGAGGUUCCAGCUUGUUCUUGUGGUGCUUAUGCAGUAAUUGCUAAGAAAGAAGAAGAAGAAAAGUUGAUUCAAUUUCUUAUGGGCCUAAAUUCCAGUUAUGAUAAUUAUGAUAAUGUCAGGGCAAAUAUUCUAAUGAUGCAGCCUCUCCCUUCAAUAAACAAGGCUUAUUCUCUUUUAGUUCAAGAUGAAAACCAAAAGGAGAUUCAUCCUGUUAGUCAAGCUUUUCCUGAUGUGUCGUCAAUGAAUGUUCAGACAAGAAGUGAUUCCAAGAAGCCUGUUUGUAGUCAUUGCAAGAAACCUGGUCAUUCUGUGAAUAAGUGCUAUAGGUUGAUUGGUUUUCCUAAAGACUUCAAGUUUAAUAAACCAAAACAUGUGGCUGCUAAUGCUUGUGCUAAUGAUUCACCUGUUCAUGCUAUGAGUUCUGGUUCUUGUCUUACUCCAGAGCAGUGUCAACAACUAAUUCAAUUCCUUCAUAAUACUCAGCUCAAGACCUUUUCUCAAUCUGAUACUCAAGAUGAAGAAUCUGUAAAUGAAAUCAAAUAUGCCAAUUUCGCAGGUAUAAUGGCAUGUAAUUCUAUUUCUAAUCCAAAGUCCAGAUGGAUCAUAGACACAGGUGCUAAUGAUCACAUGUGCUAUGAUCCUAGAUUACUCACUAAUAUAAAAACUCUUUCCAAACCUGUUUCCAUUUUUCUUCCUAACGGUGAUGUUUUAACAGCUACACAAUCUGGAACAAUGAACUUGCUUCCUAAUCUUACUCUUAAACAUGUUCUUUUGGUUCCAAAGUUCAAAAAUAAUCUGUUAUCAAUACCCAGAUUAUGUAUUGACACCAAUGGACUUGUUUUCUUUUCUAACAAAGCUUGUAUGUUGCAGGCCCCUUCUCUGAAGAGGCCAGUGGUUCUUGGUAAACUGCUUGACGGAUUGUAUCUUCUCAAAACUAAUGAGAUAGUUUCACAGUCUAGCUAUGCAGUUAAUGCGGAAAAAUAUCGGUUAUCAGUCAAGGACCGAUAUUUGAGAUAUCGUUUAUCGCAGUGA
Molecule: messenger RNA, 1362 nt
Organism: Helianthus annuus (common sunflower)
Lineage: Eukaryota; Viridiplantae; Streptophyta; Magnoliopsida; Asterales; Asteraceae
Exons: 2
Coding region: 1-1362 (453 amino acids)
Source: RefSeq, a predicted model, not a curated record